Aspergillus japonicus CBS 114.51 is the source of this 2339-nucleotide messenger RNA. RefSeq names its product putative chromatin remodeling complex subunit (Arp9). Bases 52 to 2094 code for a protein of 680 amino acids. The transcript has 3 exons. The record is from RefSeq and is a predicted model, not a curated record. Lineage: Eukaryota; Fungi; Ascomycota; Eurotiomycetes; Eurotiales; Aspergillaceae.
CAGCGCCGUGAUUGCGACAGUCCCAGGCCUCGUCACUUUCAGUCGCCCAUCAUGCCCCCUUUCAAAGAUGAACAUAUUCUGAUAAUUGCGCCAGGCUCGCAGGUCACCCUGGCGCAACUCGGCCUACCAGAAUCAUUCACACCUGCUCGAUUUCGCUUCCCCACGCGGAUGUUCCCGGCCGAGAAGAAGGGUGAGUAUGAACCAUACAAGAUCCGCGAGCGUCGACACGAGGUCCCAGUCAGCAAUGGUACCGAGGCGCCCAAGGAGGACGUGGAGAUGAAGGAUGCGGAUUCCACCACCCAACAAGACACGGUGAAGACGGAGGCGACGACCGAGCAGCCCGAAGCCUCUGCCAAUACAGAACCGAAGAAGGAGGAAGCACAACCUACCGACGACCAGCCGACCGACCCCGCAGCCGAGAAACCUACCACUACAGAGAUCUACUACGAAGAAGACGUGACAUCGAAUGAAGGGGCGAUCUAUCCCAUCGAGAAUGGUCGCAUCGUUGACUGGUCAUGCUUCUUUGCCCUCCUAACCCACGUCCACAACACCCUCAGUCCCCCAUUCCACACCCCUAUCAUGCUCAUUGCAGAACCGGCCUGGUCCGCACGGGACCGCGAGACGAUUACUCAAUUCGUCUUCGAGAAGUUCAAGACGCCCGCAUUCUGCAUGAUGGACUCUGCGCUCGCCGUCUGCUACGGCUACGGUACAUCAACAGCCACGGUGGUCGAUGUCGGGAAGGAUAAGGUCGAUGUUACGGCUGUUACAGAUUUUAUUGUCAGCGAGCACGGAAGAGGUCUCGCAUUGGAAGGCUGCGGUGGGGACUACAUGACGGACCGCCUGGUUGAACUCCUGGGGUCGAAAGGCUUCUCCAGAGAGAUGUGCGAACAGCUAAAACGAAGCAACAUCACCGAGCUUCUCCCUCCCGGUACGCCACUACCCGGAACCGCUGCCACUGCGCGACAGGGCGUCAACCCAGCCGCGUCUGCGUCCACGGGCGCUCAGAAUGGCAGCGCGAAUGAAACUGUUCCCCGCGGUCCGGGCGAUGGCACCCAGACCGGGGCUGAGGGCAAUGGGGAUGACGAGGAUGAGGGCGUUUUGGACGUCGCAGCUAUCGUUAGCGGCAACACCAGCGAGUUCCUCGCCAAUCGAGAGAAGGAAAAGGCGGAGAAGGCUUCGACCAAGAAGGGCAGUACAGAUCAAAACGCAAAGCCUGUCCGUUUGCCCAACUCGAAAAAAGAAAGGGCGACAUUCCAGUUCGAAGAGUAUGUACGGAUAGAGUCAGAAAAGGAGGCAGCCAACGGCCCCGGUCGGUACAUCCGCCAAACGCGAGAGAUUGAGGUCGGCGUCGAGCGGUUCCUGGCGGCAACGCCCAAGCAGAAUUCCGGCGAGCGCCUAACCAGCGGGCUCUUGGAGGACAUCGCAACCCAAAUCCACCACACGAUUCUCGCUGUCCCGGAUGCCACCAAGCGGAGUGAGCUUUGGGAUUCAUUGAUCGUUGUUGGCAAUGGCAGCAAGAUCAAGGGAUUCACGGCAUCUCUGCUUGGCGCCAUCACCCAAAAAUACAUUCUCUCUCCAUCCGCCACCAUGUUCACCUCCGAAAUCCCUUCCAACUUCUCCACCCCUCUUCCGACAGGAGGAACCAACACUCCUGCCCCCUCUGGCCAGCCUGGUCCGAUGAACCACCCUGCUGGUCACGGUGUCAAUCCUCUCCUUGUCGCCGCCACACACUCCAACAACCCGGCGUCCUCCAGCAUCCCCCCCGGAACCCCACUGAUGGAUCCCACAUCAAUGUCGCAUCACCACCGGUCCACGGGGCACUCCCAAACCCCAACCUCGGUCAAGACACUGCGACCUCCGGAGUACUUUUCUGAAUGGAAAGAGCAGGCCAACACCAACGCACCCGGGGCAGCUGGCCCUGGCGGCCCCGGCGUGGCGAGUGGUGGCCACGGUAUGGAGGAGGCGGUCUUCCUAGGGGCCCAGGUCGCAUCCAAAGUCGUUUUCGUGCUCGACCAGGGUCUCAGCAAGGGCUUCAUGACCCGGGUGGAGUAUAACGAGAACGGCCCGUCCGCGAUCCAUGAUUAUGUCAUGUGAUAGGCCUAUGAAUUGUCUCGGAAAGGGAGUUUGUUUCUUUAUUUUUCUACCUGAAAUACUCGAAUAAUUUUUUUUUCCAUCCAGGGUUAUCUGUACCUUAACUACAUGACUAGCGUCCUUUUUUGAAGAAAAUUAGAGGGCGGGGAAAGACAAGAAAAGCAAGUCUAUCCACCCGAGUUACGGAGAUUGAGGCUGUAGUCGAAUCCUACACACGAUUCAGGGUAAGUAUAUGUACAAAGGCUUGC